Messenger RNA from Cotesia glomerata, 1264 nucleotides. RefSeq names its product rho GTPase-activating protein gacZ-like. Bases 248 to 1135 code for a protein of 295 amino acids. Lineage: Eukaryota; Metazoa; Arthropoda; Insecta; Hymenoptera; Braconidae. The transcript is spliced from 2 exons. The record is from RefSeq and is a predicted model, not a curated record.
UAAGUUUAAGUAGCUACAGUGAUUUAUUCCGUGAAAUUGUAAAAUUAACAAUGAAGAUUAACGAAACUUCCCGUAUUAUAUAUCAACAAGCUGCAUUAAGGUCAUUUCUCCGUAGUGAUCAUAUUGCACAGAGUUUUAUUGAACAAUCACCAAAUUAUAAUAUUAAAAGUCUAGAACAACUGUAUGCAGUUUCCACUUCGAUAAAGUCAAAAAAAAUGAUUAUUGAAUUUGUAAAGAUGACGAAUUGAUGCUUCUUAUAAAUGAUGCCACCACUGUUAACGAGACUUCUCAUCCUCAUAAUCAUAGUAUAGUUUUCCUCGUGGCAAAAAAUAUAAUUUUCAAUUUGAUUGGAGUCAAUGCAUCAGCAACCUUAAGCUCAUUGUUACAAAAUAAUCAAUCUAAUUCAAUAAACAAUAUUUCAUUUCGAACAGAACCUCCGUUACAGAAUCAGUUUUUAACAACAUUUGACUCUUCCACUCUUGUAUCAACUUCGACUUCCGUGCCCGUUAGUUAUUCUACUUCAACAACGAUUUCACAAUCUUUAUCGAAAAAUAUUAUUAAUGGAACAAUUGCUCAACAGCAUUCAUCUCCGACUGAUACACUUCCACUAACUUCAUCAUACUUGUCAACAGAAGUCAAUGAUAGAAAAAAUGACGUAACAGAUGUUCUACCAUCGGUAGAGUUACAGUCAUUGGUUGCAUGCAGUGAAACUAAUGCAUCGCCAAUGCCAGUUAGUUCAUCUUCUGUUCACAUUGACAACUCAAAACCGGAUAAUGACAUUUUAAACCAUUCGGAGCAAAAUGAAACACUAUCCAAUUCUUCCUUAUCAUCAAUCGAUCUUAAAAUUCAUGCAAAUACUAAAAUGUAUAAGGAACAAGGAUCACUACAAUUAAUUGAUGAUGACAACAAUAGUUUGUCAGAAGAUACGAAACAUCUAAGUUAUGACUACGAGAAUAACAACGUUGACAAUAUUUCAAAUUUCGAUUAUGACGGAGAUCAAAAAAGUAAUUACGAAAACCUAAAACACGAACGUUCAGAUCCAAUCAUAAAUUUCGAUGAUAAUGAUGAAGAGCUUGGAAAUUCUAAUAAGAUUCUAGAUGAAUAUAGAGAUUUUACAGAAUAUUUUAUGACUUAAGCAAGUUGAGGGGUUAACGUUCACACGUAAGCAUAUCCCGUUGAUAUGAAAUAAUGUAUCUAAAAAUAAUGCAUACAAGUCUAUUGGACAGAUUAAUAUCAUUGAUUAAUAAAUUAAAUUUUCUUUAUU